AUGAAUAAGGCCGAUGUGUAUCAAGGAGGGAGCUUUCAGAGAUCAAAUAGAGGAAUUUAUAAAAAGCCCAGACUUUCUACAACUCUUUCAAAACAAAUAAACAGUCUAGUGUCCAGCACUCAAUCUGACAAUGAAGAUGAGGAAGACGCUGAUGAAUCAAGAGAUAUGGAAGAGACCCACCAAGGUCGAUUUGAAAUCAAUGAAAAUGUUUUGGAUGAUGACAAGUUCAACGCUCUUGUGAACAGCGAAGUGGAAAAUCCGAAAAACGUCCGCGAAGUCUACGCACCAAAGAAAGGCCACACGCGUGUAGGUAAGAGAUUGGUUCGAAUGAUAGAACAAAAUAUAGAGGAAACAGAUCUUCAAGAAGUGCAAAAGCUUAACGAGCAGAAUGAUCGCAUCGAGAGGUUUCUGGAGAGUCCAGAAAGCGACAUGGUCAUAGUACCACGGCCAUCAAAAUUACGGAAAAAGGCCUUAUCGUUACGCCAAAAAGAUAGAUUCGAAGAGACCUUAGCUGUCAGAUUACGAUACAUGGAAAAGUUUGGAAUCCCUGCUAUACUAUUUGCGGACGAACUUAGAGAGAAAGUGAAAAAACACCUUCCGAUAGUAAACUCAGUCCUGACAGGGGAACGCACCUCGAGGUUCUACCACAAGGCUCGGGAGGUUUUUCAGUCGUCCAAAAAUGCAGUCUUGUCAACGAAAGAGCUGCGGAGACUGGAUCUAAACCAAUUCACUGCCGGUUACUACGGUAUGAGGCGGCAGAUGCUGGUGUCUGUGGAUGUCACUAAUGCUUAUGAGGAGCGGAUGAAGAAAAUGAGUAGCAAGACGCUGAAAUGGUGGGGGGUGCGUGAUUUUGCGCAGUACGUGCUGGCUCCUGAAUUGCUGAGUGCUUUGUGCUGUGAAGAGAUGGGAUUGACGAUCCACGAGGCAUGGGACGUUAUGGAGGACACAACGGAGUUCGGCCGCCUGGUGGCCGAUCGAGAUCCUCUGGAACCAUUUGAAAUGGUGGCUGAGGAGCGAGCUUUGCAAAGUCUAGGUUUGGAUGAUCGGUUUUCUUCCAAGACCUACAGGGUUCAUAAUUUUGGUCAAGAUAAACAAAGACAGAACCAAAAACAGGGUGUCAGCAGCAGCGGACACGAAACAAGACUCACAUGA
Molecule: messenger RNA, 1152 nt
Organism: Lachancea sp. 'fantastica'
Lineage: Eukaryota; Fungi; Ascomycota; Saccharomycetes; Saccharomycetales; Saccharomycetaceae
Source: the annotation of a GenBank genome assembly